AUGAUUGGCCUACAGCAAGUACCUCUGCUGGCCAUGGCCAAGCCCUCAUGGCGAGCGGUCGGAACGUCCUGCCGAGCUCCAGCACAGCGACGACGUUCCGACAAUCCCCCGUCGACGCUCCUGACGCUCUCGGAGAUUUACCCCCCCCCCCAUCUCAACUUGCAACCUACCGACGGGCGCCAUCUCGACUUCGACCGCGACGCCCGCGCCGAGUUCGAAGAUUGCCAGCAGAGCAGCCAGCAGUUGUCUCACGCGAUUGCCCCGCCGAACCUUCGCCCACCCGCCAUCACCAUGUCUGCCAACGGCGACCACAAAUACGACGACAUCGAGUCCGAGUCCGACUCGGGCGAGUCGUUUGACGGCCACCACGACGUCGGCGACGGAUUCGAGGGCAAGUCUCUCAAGUCGGCCCUCAAGAACCCGAACCCCGUCAUCCCCGACAACACCGUCCAAAGGCCCCCGCUGCCCCCGCAAACCGAUCCGAAAGAUCUUGACGUCGCCAGCCUCACCCCCCUCACCCCGGAGAUUAUCGCUCGGCAAGCGACGAUCAACAUUGGGACCAUCGGCCAUGUCGCCCACGGCAAAUCAACCGUCGUCAAGGCCAUCUCGGGCGUCCAGACAGUUCGCUUCAAGAAUGAGCUGAUCCGCAACAUCACCAUCAAGCUGGGCUACGCCAACGCCAAGAUAUACAAGUGCGACAACCAAGAGUGCCCGCGACCCGGCUGCUACCGAAGUUACAAGAGCGAGAAGGAGGUUGAUCCUCCUUGCGAGCGCGACGGCUGCAAGGGAACCUACAGGCUACUGCGACACGUCUCCUUUGUCGACUGCCCCGGUCACGACAUUCUCAUGAGCACCAUGUUGUCGGGCGCCGCCGUCAUGGACGCCGCCCUCCUCCUCAUCGCCGGCAAUGAAUCGUGCCCCCAGCCUCAGACGUCGGAGCAUCUGGCUGCCAUCGAGAUCAUGAAGCUCGACAAGAUCAUCAUCCUGCAGAACAAGGUCGAUCUCAUGAGGGAAGAGGCCGCUCAGCAACACUACAGCUCCAUCCUCAAAUUCAUCCGCGGAACGGUCGCCGGCAAGUCGCCCGUCAUCCCCAUCUCGGCCCAGCUCAAGUUCAACAUCGACGCCGUCAACGAGGCCAUCGUCAACACCAUCCCCGUGCCUCCUAGGGACUUCAGCAUGGACCCCCACAUGAUCGUCAUCCGAUCGUUUGACGUGAACAAGCCCGGUGCCGAGAUUGACGAGCUGAAGGGUGGUGUUGCCGGCGGUAGCAUCCUGCACGGCGUUGUCAAGCUCGGUGACGAGAUUGAGAUCCGACCCGGCAUCGUCUCCCGCGACGACAGCGGUGCCCUGAAAUGCACCCCCAUCUUCAGCAGGAUCGUCUCCCUCAACUCCGAGGCCAACGACCUCAAGUACGCCGUCCCCGGUGGUCUGAUCGGUGUCGGUACCCGCAUCGACCCCACCCUCUGCCGAGCCGAUCGUCUCGUCGGCUUCGUCCUCGGCCUCAAGGGCAGGCUUCCCGAGAUUUACAGCGAGAUCGAGGUCAACUUUUACCUCCUCCGCCGCCUGCUCGGAGUGAGGACCGCCGACGGCAAGCAGGCCAAGGUGGCCAAGCUGGCCAAGAACGAGGUCAUCAUGGUCAACAUCGGUUCCACCUCGACCGGUGCCAAGGUCGCCGCCAUCAAGAACGACGCCGCCAAGCUGGUCCUCACCAGCCCCGCCUGCACAAACAUCGGCGAGAAGGUUGCCUUGAGUCGACGUAUCGAGAAGCACUGGCGUCUCAUCGGUUGGGCAACCAUCGCCGCUGGUGUCACUCUGGAGCCCAGCACGACGUCGUAA
Molecule: messenger RNA, 1836 nt
Organism: Drechmeria coniospora
Lineage: Eukaryota; Fungi; Ascomycota; Sordariomycetes; Hypocreales; Ophiocordycipitaceae
Product: putative translation initiation factor eIF-2 gamma chain
Exons: 4
Coding region: 1-1836 (611 amino acids)
Biological process (GO): formation of translation preinitiation complex; positive regulation of translational fidelity
Cellular component (GO): eukaryotic translation initiation factor 2 complex; cytosol
Molecular function (GO): GTPase activity; translation initiation factor activity; GTP binding
Source: RefSeq, a predicted model, not a curated record